AUGCGGCCGGGGGGCGAUGCGGGCGGCGCGGAGCCGGCGGUAGUGCCCGCACCGGGCCCCCCCGGGAGCAUGGGCUGCAUCGGCUCCAAAACCACCAUCGUGGCUGUGGACACGACGCUGUGCGUGGAGUGGAAGGAGGUGAAAGCACUGUCGCCACUGAGCGCCGCCCGCCCGCUGCCCCGCCUGGCGCGCCAGGCCUCCUUCGACAGCCAGGACUUCCUCCAGGUCAAUGUUGAGGACACUGUCGAGAUGCUGCCCAAGUCGCGGCGCGCGCUGACCAUCCAGGAGAUUGCCGCCCUGGCCCGCUCCUCGCUGCACGGCAUCUCGCAGGUGGUGAAGGAGCAUGUGACAAAGCCGACGGCCAUGGCGCAGGGCCGCGUCGCCCACCUCAUCGAGUGGAAGGGCUGGUGCAAGCCGGUGGAGCCACCCACCGCCCUGGAGAGCGCCUUCAGCUCCUACUGCCACCUGAGCGAGGGCGAGCAGGAGGCGCGCUUCGCUGCCGGCGUGGCGGAGCAGUUUGCCAUCGCCGAGGCCAAGCUGCGAGCCUGGUCCUCAGUGGACGGGGACGACUCCAAUGACGAGUCCUACGACGAGGACUUCAUGCCCUCCACGGAGAGCUCCCAGCCCACCG
Gymnogyps californianus (California condor) is the source of this 631-nucleotide messenger RNA. It is a transcript of the gene FAM131A, whose product is annotated as family with sequence similarity 131 member A. The record is from RefSeq and is a predicted model, not a curated record. NCBI's taxonomy places the organism in Eukaryota, Metazoa, Chordata, Aves, Accipitriformes, Cathartidae.